AUGAGCCUAAUCUAUACAAUCGGUAGAGCACAACUCGCCCGAUUAGUUUGGGAACACGGCCCGUCAGCUGCAAAAGGCUUUCUUGCUCUCUGGAUUCAGCGAAAAGAAGGAAAGGCCGCGGCGCAGAAGGAGAUGAUGUAUAAGGAAAUGGAGAAGGCCAUCCCCAAGCUUCUUGAGAUUAUCGAAAAGAGAGAGAUUCAGCUCGUCACCAACGCGUUCAAUUCAACCCCUGAUUUAAUUGCUUACUUCCAAUCCGCCGCCGUUGGUGCUGUGCCUCUUAUUCUUUUGGAUGUAGCACAGUCUAUCAAAAGAAUCGGCGCAGGCCUCGACGGCAUCAAAGACGAGCUCGCGAUUUCAAACAUGGCAAAGGUCCAAGGCUGGGCUGGCCAUGGCUUCGGGACAUACGUGCACCGGUUUGUUCAAAGCGAAAUGGCUCCGGUCGAGGGACGCUCAAUGGGGGAGAGUCAUUUCUUCUAUGUCUGGAAUCCUGAUACCGAUUGGUAUCCUGAUUUUGAAAGAAGACAGAAAGAGGAUCCUCUGGGUCCCAACUUUGGUGGCUAUCAUCAUGAUCUGGCCACGAUUUGUGUCAGAAUGCGAGCGGGCAGACAAGCACUUCUAGCAACCUCUGAGGGCAACAACAAUGCUGUCUUCCACCUAAUUAUUCCGACUUACUAUCCAAUUGCGAUGGAAACCCCUAUCAUCUUCGCUGCAGAGCUGUUUCCGCUCACUAUUACCGGAAGCCGACAUCGAGGGACGGACCUCGUUUGGUUCAACCUCGGUGAGCACCCAAGUUUUCCGAACCCACAGCUCGAAUUCAUUGGUGUACUGCCUUUAGUUCAGAUUAGUCUGAGAGCAGCUGCCACUGUGACCUUUUGGGCUUCUUCGUUUGGCUGUGAAGCUUCUGCGAUUGCACCAGUCGCAUUUCCCCCUUUCGCCCCCGUUGUAGGAGCCGCUUAUAUGCCAUGCUGGAUCACCGCAGUCGUGUCGGGCUGGGUGGGUGAUGCAGAACAUGAGAGAAAAGUCAGGAGAGAAGCAUGUGUUUUGGGGGAUGCGAUUUUCCUGAAUUAG
Messenger RNA from Fusarium verticillioides 7600, 1068 nucleotides. RefSeq lists its product as hypothetical. Bases 1 to 1068 code for a protein of 355 amino acids. The record is from RefSeq and is a predicted model, not a curated record. Lineage: Eukaryota; Fungi; Ascomycota; Sordariomycetes; Hypocreales; Nectriaceae. The transcript has a single exon.